UUAGUAGGAAGGAGUAAAUCACAAAGUAGAGAAGGAGAUUUUCGCCUAAUAAAAAGACGAACCCCGCUCGAGCUCUGCUUCCCUCUUCCUCUCUAUCUCUCGAUCCUUUAAAACGGCCGUUGGAGGUCCCAAAGAACCAUUUGAAGCGAUAUUUCUGAUCUCGAGGAGAUUCGCGCGAGAAGAUAACUUUCUGGGGAAAUAUUUGACUCUCUGCUUAAAGGGGGUGACCACCACAAGAUCUUGAAAGAUGGAAACAGAUGAUGAUCUGUGUCAGAACAACUGGGGAGGCUCAUCAUCAUCUUCUUCUUCCAAAUUGCGUGAGCCGGUAUGCUUCACCUCACAACAGCACAAGUGGGAAGAUGCUUCUAUCUUGGAUUACGAGAUGGGUAUGGAUGAGGAGCCAGUUUUUGACCACAUGAAAGCUUCUUCAAGCCAUGAUAACAACAACAACAACAACAAGAGCAACGGUGUUCAUUCUCAUGUUGAUUUCCUCCAAGGCGUGAGGGCUCAAGCGUGGGAUCCGAGGACUAUGCUGAGCAAUCUAUCCUUUAUGGAAGAGAAGAUUCACGAGCUCCAGGAUCUUGUUCAUCUCAUCGUUGGCCGAAACGGGCAGCUUCAAAGUCGUCAAGAACAGCUCAUAACCACUGAUCUUACUUCCAUAAUCAUACAGCUGAUUUCAACUGCAGGUAGUCUUCUUCCAUCUGUUAAGCAUAAUAAUAUGUCUUCUACUACAGCCCCCGGUUCAGCCUUGUUCCCUUAUCCAAGGGAGGCUAAUAACCUUGCUUCACAGACCCUUAACAACAACAACAACAACUCUUGCGAGUUCGAUUUGCCUUUGCCUUUGCCUUUGCCUAAGCAGCCGAGUGUUGUUGAAGAGAGGGAAAGCCAUGUUGUAGAAGAACAUGAAAUGAAAGACGAAGAUGACGUGGAGGAAGGAGAGAACCUUCUUCCCGGUUCUUACGAGAUUCUGCAGCUCGAGAAAGAGGAGAUCCUCGCUCCCCAUACUCACUUCUGCACCAUAUGUGGCAAGGGUUUCAAGAGAGACGCUAACCUGAGGAUGCACAUGAGAGGUCACGGAGACGAGUACAAAACUCCCGCUGCUCUUGCUAAACCCAACAAAGAAGCCCUUCCUGGGUCUGAGCCGUUGCUGAUCAAAAGGUACUCCUGCCCAUUCCCUGGCUGCAAACGUAACAAGGAUCACAAAAAGUUCCAGCCUUUGAAGACGAUACUAUGCGUCAAGAACCACUACAAACGCACCCACUGCGACAAGAGCUUCACUUGCAGCCGAUGCCAUACCAAGAAAUUCUCCGUCAUUGCGGAUCUCAAAACCCACGAGAAGCACUGCGGGAAAAACAAGUGGCUCUGUUCAUGCGGCACAACGUUUUCGAGGAAAGACAAGCUGUUUGGUCACAUUGCUUUGUUCCAAGGACACACCCCUGCCAUCCCACUUGAAGAGACGAAACCUUCUGUGCAGAGAGGGAGCUCUGAUUGCGGGAACAACAACACAGGAAUGAUUGGUUUCAAUCUUGGUUCUGCAACGAACGUUAAUCAAGAAACCUCACAACCUGGAUUCAUGGAUGGGAAGAUACGUUUCGAGGACUCCUUCUCGCCGCUGAGCUUUGACACUUGUAAUUUUGGAGGCUUCCACGAGUUCCCACGACCCAUGUUCGAUGAUUCAGAUAGUUCGUUUCAAAUGCUUCUUUCAAGUGCGUGUGGUUUGUCGCCCAGGAAUGGUGAUGGUGGGUCUGCUUCAAAUACUAGUCUCUAAAUACCCUUGCCAUAUAUAUGCUAUGUAAGAUGUUCUAGCUCUUCUUCUUUUUUUUUUUUCCUCAGCGUUUAGGCAGCUCCUUUUUGUGUAAUUUUGUUAUUUCCAGAAUAAUUAUUAGAUAAACAAAAAAGUGGAUUUCCUUUUUCUUAAAACUCUGUUGUAAUAUUAAAUUCUUUUUGUU
Messenger RNA from Raphanus sativus (radish), 1949 nucleotides. RefSeq names its product protein SENSITIVE TO PROTON RHIZOTOXICITY 1. The coding region runs from base 248 to 1768 and encodes 506 amino acids. Gene Ontology annotation, biological process: response to aluminum ion; response to acidic pH. The transcript has 3 exons. The record is from RefSeq and is a predicted model, not a curated record. Lineage: Eukaryota; Viridiplantae; Streptophyta; Magnoliopsida; Brassicales; Brassicaceae.